Catharus ustulatus (Swainson's thrush) is the source of this 2114-nucleotide messenger RNA. RefSeq names its product Ras like without CAAX 2 (gene RIT2). NCBI's taxonomy places the organism in Eukaryota, Metazoa, Chordata, Aves, Passeriformes, Turdidae. Gene Ontology annotation, molecular function: GDP binding; calmodulin binding; GTPase activity. Gene Ontology annotation, biological process: positive regulation of neuron projection development; Ras protein signal transduction. The transcript has 6 exons. Bases 184 to 837 code for a protein of 217 amino acids. The record is from RefSeq and is a predicted model, not a curated record. Gene Ontology annotation, cellular component: plasma membrane.
UCUCAGAGCACAGGGACUCUGUCUCUGUCCACUUUUGCUGCCUGGCUGAAAACAGACCAUCAUACUUGGCUGUCUCUCUGUUUUUCCAGGAUCUGUUCAUCUUUUAUAGUUGUUUAAGAUCAGAGAAAACACCUGCCAGUUGCUUUUUCUUCUGUUUCGGUCCCUUCUGCUGCUUCGUGCAAGAUGGAGCUAGAAAAUGCAAUGAUCAGCUCCUCGAGCAGUUCUUCAGCAGGCUCCAGAGAGUACAAGGUGGUGAUGCUGGGAGCAGGGGGAGUUGGCAAAAGCGCAAUGACAAUGCAGUUCAUUAGUCAUCGGUUCCCUGACUACCAUGACCCAACUAUAGAGGAUGCCUAUAAAACUCAAGUCCGAAUUGAUGAUGAACCAGCCUAUUUGGACAUUCUAGACACUGCUGGACAGGCAGAAUUCACAGCCAUGAGGGACCAGUAUAUGAGAGGUGGAGAAGGCUUCAUUAUCUGCUAUUCCAUCACAGACCGCCAAUCCUUCCAGGAAGCAGCUGAGUUCAAGGAACUCAUUUAUCGCGUACGGCACACCUAUGACAUCCCCGUGGUGCUGGUGGGAAACAAAAUAGACCUUGAGGAGUUCAGACAGGUCUCAACUGAAGAAGGAAUGAGCUUAGCCAGAGAAUAUUCCUGCUCAUUUUUUGAGACUUCAGCUGCUCUGCGUUUCUACAUUGAUGAUGUCUUUCAUGGAUUAGUGAGGGAAAUUAGAAGGAAAGAGUCCUCACUGUCCAUGAUGGAGAAGAAGAUGAAGAGGAAGGAUAGUCUGUGGCGGAAACUGAAGGGGUCCCUGAAGAAAAAAAAGGAAAGUACAACCUGAUGGCAAUUCUUCAUGAGCCACUCAUCAGGAGCUGACCACAGUAACCUGUGAAAUAGUUUGAAAUAGUUCAAAAAGGCAGCAUUGACACAGCAUCUUCCAGGCCAGGUCCUGGAGUUCCUUCCCUUCAGCUCUCAGGCAGAAGUUGCUCCUUGAGAGCUCAAUUCAUGAUUUCCCUGUGACUCUUCUGUUCUAUAGUGUCAUUUAGCAUACCCUCUCAUACCUUUUCUGCAACUCUGAGUGGAGAAAAUACUGUGGUUUUUAACAUGCUCCGUGGCUGGUCUUCAAAUGCUAUGAGCAGCCAGCAGCCAAGGCAGAACCAGCUUACACCAGCUCUAGGGCAAUGGAUACACUUAUUAUUGCCUCCUCCUCUGCAUGCACAGGUCAUUUCAUCAUCCCAGGAGUGAAUGAUGGUGAUAUCAAUGGACAUUUUGACUGUUUAAGGACUUUGGGUUAUGACCUCCAGCUUUGCAUUCACCUGUAGGUUUAGGGUUAGAUAGAGUGUGCUCGGCUGCACGCCCGUGUCUCUGUGUGACCGUGUCUGUGAGCCAGGCCACAGGGAGCCCUGGGGAUUCACCAUUCUGAGCCUGUGGUACCCCAUCCCCAUCCUGCCCUGUCCAGCCAGCAGGCAGGUCUUGCAAGCAGAGUCAUGCACCAGCCCUGCAGAGGCUGCUCUGUCCCCUCUGAUCGUGUCCUACAGACAUGCCCUGCAUGGAAAUCAAACAAGAGUUUGUGUUGGAAAGGAGCUUUUAAAGGUCACCUGGUCCAAACCCUUGCAAGGAAUGGGGACACCUUACUCUUGAUCAGGUUUCUCAGAGUCCUGUUCAGGCUGACCUUGGAUGUUUGCAGGGAUGGGGCAUUCAGCACCAGCCAGGGCAUCCUGUGCCAGUGCUUCACCACCAGCCACACUCCCCCAUCUCACCAAGGAGCUCACAAGUGCUCUGUCUGUCCAGUGAGUCCCAGAGCCCUCCCUGGAGCAGUGCAGCUCUGUCCCAGCAUGUAAUAGCAUCUGUGAUGUAGCAUCCAGCCCUUGACUUACUAGAGAAUUGCAUCAGCUCAAUCACCAUUGCUCAUAGUCCUUGACUAUCCAACUGAACCACUUGAUUUAGCAGUUGGAUAAGUCUUUUUAAAUAUUCCUUUUUAAAGCUGGCAUGAAGUAGAGUAUAUGCUCUUGAACAUUUUUCCUCCUGGAGCUCUUUUAAUGUUGUUGCUAUUUAUAAAUUUUACAGAUAGAAUAUGCAUAAGUUUUGUCAAAAAUAAAGAUUGUGAUUUCCAUGGAA